AAAAAAUAAUCUGUAUUGGGGCUAUAUAGGCGAGAUGGGCCUAAAAUUUGAGUUACACGGAGAUUCGGAAAGGGGAGGCAAGACAUAAUUUAUUUAUUUAUUUAUUUUUGUCGUAUAUAUAUAUAUAUAUAUCAAACAACAUCUUUUCUUCCAACUCUAGUUAGAUUUGGUUGUCUCUCUGUGUUUUAUCUCCGAUUGAAGCUUAAUGGGUGGGAAGCGAGUCGAAAUUCCUACCGGUUUUCAACCUAAUCAGUGUGAUAAGAGAAGUACCGUGGGCAGUGAUGACGAUGAUAGAAUAAGUCGGUUGUCUGAUGACAUUCUCGUUUAUAUACUGUCUUUGCUAUCGCUCAAGGAAUCUGCACGCACUAGUCUUCUUUCAACUCGCUGGAGGAACUUGUGGAAGCACACCCCCUCUCUCAAUUUUGACGCUGAAAGUGUAUUAGACAAGAUUGAGAAAAAUUGCAGCAAGCCCGGGUUACUCAAAAGUGAGAGAAUCAAGUAUGUGAAAUGGGUGAACUCCGUUAUCCAGUCGCACGAAUCUCUCACCUUACAAGAAUUCAGAAUCCAUUUUAAGUUAAACAAAUCAUUCAGAAAAGCAAUCACUCGGUGGGUUGAAUUUGCAUUUUCCAGACAUGUUCAGAGGUUGGAGUUGGACCUUGAAAAUGGUAAUACGCACUUUCAUUAUUGUGUCCCAGAUGAGUUACUUAUCCGAAGCUGUUCCACAACAUCUAAAUUGCCACCCGGUUCAAACAGUGUUCACCGUACGCUUGUAGGCUUUAAGUCCCUCAGAGCAUUGUCUUUGAAAAGUGUUGGUGUGAGUAAUGGAGCUAUUGAGCUCUUGUUAGAUAACUCCCCACAGCUUGAACAAUUGAUUGUCGACCACUUAGUGAAAAUAUCAAAGCUUGAAAUUUGUGGUUCAUCAUCCCCCAUGUUAAAAGACGUGGAGAUAACCGAUUGCCAUAGUUUGGAAUCAGUUAAACUUUCGUUGCCAAGGCUUACUACACUUACAUUUUCGCAUUCAAAGGGACUUGUGCUCGAGAAUGUUCCGAUGCUAGUUAAUGUUACUGCCGGGAGUGAAGAUGACGCUAUUUCAAUGGCACAUGUAUUUUAUGUACUGUCUUUCUGCAUUUCUCAACUGCAGACUCUUUGCUUGAAGCUUUUUUAUAACGUAGUUUUUGCUGUUCAUGGUGUUGAAAACGAUGAGCUGUGCGAGCUUCCUCAAAUGCCUAAACUGAAGAAGUUGGUCAUUGACUAUUGGGCCAAGGGUUAUGAGAGUCUUAUUAAACUGGCUGCUCUCGUAAAUGCAUCUCCUUACUUGGAGGAAUUUGAUUUACAGUAUCGUUGGUUUAAACAUCCGAUGGAAGAUAGAGAAGUGAAGGAUGCUGUAAGGAUUCCCCACCAUCACCUUAAAGUUUUCAAGUUUUGUGGCUAUUAUGGUAGAGCUAGUGAUGGUGAAUUACUCGGCUACAUUUUGGAGAAUUGUGUCACUCUUGAGAAAAUUAUAAUUGAUCCACAAGACAAAGAAACGGCAAGGAACAGUGCAAAACAAAAGCUUGCACCACAAGUAGCUCAACACAUUGAUUUGGUUAUUCUAUAACUUCAACCAUUGAUAGAUUGAUAGUAUUCAAUUAUUUGAUUUGUUUUAUUUAUGACUUCAAAACUUUUUUUUUAUUGAUUCUGGAACACUGCAUAUUGUUGUAUUUGUGAGCAUAUUGUUGUAUUUGUGAGUUCAAACUAAAGAUAUGUUAAACUUAUUUUA
Erythranthe guttata (spotted monkey flower) is the source of this 1759-nucleotide messenger RNA. The record is from RefSeq and is a predicted model, not a curated record. Lineage: Eukaryota; Viridiplantae; Streptophyta; Magnoliopsida; Lamiales; Phrymaceae.